Messenger RNA from Paecilomyces variotii, 1380 nucleotides. Its product is annotated as integral membrane protein. The record is from RefSeq and is a predicted model, not a curated record. Bases 1 to 1380 code for a protein of 459 amino acids. NCBI's taxonomy places the organism in Eukaryota, Fungi, Ascomycota, Eurotiomycetes, Eurotiales, Thermoascaceae. The transcript has 3 exons. Gene Ontology annotation, cellular component: inositol phosphoceramide synthase complex. Gene Ontology annotation, biological process: sphingolipid biosynthetic process; inositol phosphoceramide metabolic process. Gene Ontology annotation, molecular function: inositol phosphoceramide synthase activity.
AUGGGCGCGGGUGCCAUUCUCGAACCGCUCGCAGUCAUCGUCCUUCUCUUUGGAGGCACCUGGAUCAACCGUGCGGUCGACAGCUCAAUAUCGCCGUCGCGCAAAGGCAGCCGCAGCGGGCGCCGUUAUACAGAGUACUCACGCGACACUUCUCCAGAUUCGUUGGAGUCGGGACUGAUCAGCCCCACCCCGAAAGAUGCGCUGCUCACCUGUCGAUCACUCUCGCCGUCGCUGCUCGAAACCCAUGAGGAACCCUGGCAGAAAAGGCAGGUUGGUUUUGGCUCCUGGAAAGUUGAUGUGACUUCCCCGAAUACCGCUGUUUUUCGAAAUCGUCUGCUCAGUCGGCUGUUACGUCGGUUUCCCUUCCUGGUUGAGUGCUGGUAUUGGGCUCUGGUCUACUGGACCUACCAACUGGGCCGUGCUUUUACUGCGGUGACACUCCAGGAAGGCACUGUGGACGUCGCCCGCAAACAUGCGCUGCAGAUCAUCGCGAUCGAGCAGAAGCUGGGUAUCUUCUGGGAGAUUGGCAUCCAGCGAUUUUUCCUCGCGCACCCCCAUAUCAUGACCUGGGUAAACUGGACAUACUCAUUUAUCCACAUUCCAGGCACUAUCGCCUUUCUCGUAUGGCUUUACUACUACACCACGACACGAAACCACCUGGAUGAACGACAACCGGGGAAGCCUAGGGGAAUGGUGAACGGAUCACCAGCGGGACCAGCGCUGUACGAGGCGCGCCGGAGAACUCUGGCCGUGUGUAACCUGCUGGCAUUUGUCGUGUUCACCUUCUGGCCCUGUAUGCCUCCUCGCUUGCUGAGCGACAAGAACGUCAAGGGUCCGGUGGGAGACAAGGCGCGCAGCUAUGGCUUCGUAGAUACAGUCCAUGGAGUCGCGGGCGUUGGUAGCGUCUGGACAGAAAAUAGGUUCUGCAAUCAAUACGCUGCCAUGCCUUCCCUGCACUUCGGCUACUCGUUGAUGAUCGGUCUUACGAUCAUGACCAUCCCGCUUCCCCCUCAACAUCGCCGUGCGAAGACCAUCGUGAUUCGCUUCUUUAAUCGUUUCCACCCGUCUCUGUCUCCGAAAGUACGACUGCCGUCAUGGCGCCGCUUGGCCUGCCUACUCAUCGGGUUCGCGUAUCCGUUCAUUAUCCUCGUCGCCAUCGUCUCGACCGCCAACCACUUUAUUCUGGAUGCAGUUGCCGGUGCUAUUGUCUGCGCUCUGGGGUGGUGGGGCAAUGCUGUGUUGUUGAAUCUCCUACCUCUGGAGGACUAUUUCCUCUGGCUGGUUCGGAUUCAUAAACCUGAGCAAGAGAUUGUCGACGUUUACGAAUAUUUAGACGACAGCGAUCAUGGGGAACUGGGUCAUGGAGUCCUCACUCGGUGA